Molecule: messenger RNA, 3317 nt
Organism: Astrephomene gubernaculifera
Lineage: Eukaryota; Viridiplantae; Chlorophyta; Chlorophyceae; Chlamydomonadales; Astrephomenaceae
Source: the annotation of a GenBank genome assembly
GCUCUGCAGAUCUGCUCUGCACAUACACUUAUUAAGACCUUGACGCCUGUUGAUCUUGCGGUAGUAUCUGGAAACGGGUAAAGCUUUGGGGGCAUCGUGCGACUUUCUCCACCGAACAGAAGGGUCCUAGACGUUCGGCUUUAUCGAAACGUUUGCCAUGCAUGAUAUGACCUCUAUGCAGCAUAUCUGGGCUUUAGUUGUCCUGUUUGGUUAGGAAAAUUGGAGCCUUCAAGAACUCUUACUUACUGCUGACGAACCGUGAGCAAAAAUGUGGACUUUCUUCAUCUUCUCUAUGAUCCUGGUCUCCGGGGCAAUUCUCUUGCUGUUGCGACGGUACUGUGCGAAAUCGGUCGUAUUUACAGUAAAAGUUACCACCGCGUACGCAUGGCUGACAGCUAUGGCAGUGGUGGCCAUCGUGCCGUUGGAUGUCUUCUCGACGCUGGACAACAAGAAGCCGGUGGAACUGGGCUAUAUGUGGAACGUAGCAUUCUGGUCUACACAGAUCCUUACAUGGUUGUUGCUGCCUUUUUUCCAAUACUACUCGGAUGCCGGGGACUUCACUGUGAAGGGCAAGUGCCUGACCAGCCUGAAGGAAAACGCUAUCCUGUACGGAUCCGUGGCGGCUGUGGGGCUCGUAGGCAUUGCUGCGCUGCUGAUCUCCAAAAAGAUGACGCUGGACGGCCUCGUGGGUCUGGGCAUCGGCCUCUCCAACGCAUUUGGUCUCAUCGCCAGCAUCAUCCUGCUGGGGUACGGCCUGGUGGAGAUCCCGCGCAACAUGUGGAAGGCGGACCCGGAGCGGCAGCUCAAGUGGUGCGCGCACAGGGCCGGCAAGUACGCGGAGGCGGUGAUGAAGAGCACUGCGGAGCUGGAGACGGUGGUGACCAUCAUCGCGGCCAAUGAGCGGCAGAUGCGGCGACACGACCCGCUGAGGAAGUACAUGGACAUUAUAGUGGAGCAUGUGGAGAAGGAGUCUCCCAUCAAGCCCUCCGACCUGGCUGCCCGCGGCGGCGGCCUGGGAGCCGGUCGCAGCGGCGGGGGAGCGGGUGGGGGUCUGGGCGGCAUUGACAUCGAGUCCAUGAACGCGGAGGACCUGGAGUACAACUACGAUGUGGCGGGGCUGGCGGCGCUGAGGAGGCGCAUGUUCUACGCCAUCUCGACCUACAAGGGCGACCGCGCCCUGUACGAGGAGGUGAUGGCGGAGGCGUUCGAGCUGGAGGACGUGGUCAAGUGCCGCCAGCUUGCGGACUUCAGCCCCCGGCAGCCCACUCGCAGCCCCAUCAAGCGGGCGGUGUGGUACUACAAGUGCGUGCUGAGGGCGCACUGGCACAGGGUUCUUGCCGUCAUCUUCGCCGGGCUGUCGCUGCUGAUCGUGUGGGCGGAGGCCACCAUCGUGUCCCCCGUAGACAUCUCGCCGCUGUCGCUGCUGAUCAAGGGCAGCCAGAACAGCGAGUUCGGGGUGCAGCUCAUCACGCUGCUGCCGCUGGCCUACAUCUGCGCCGCCACCUACGCCGCGCUCUUCUCCAUCACCGCCUUCGACUACAACAAGCUCAUCCCGCGCGCCACCAUUGGGUCGGCCUUCAUGCAGAACGGCACGCUGAUGUGCCGCUUCGCCGCCCCCACCUGCUGGAACUUCUACCACAUGAUCCGCAUGACAAGCAGGGAUGCGGGCAGCCCCAGCACGGUGUUUGAGGACAAGAUGGGCUCCAUGGACGUGCCCCGCUUCCUGCGCCAGCACCUGAACACCUACCUGCCCCUCAUCCUGGUGGUGGAGUGCGCCAUCACGGCACUCAACCUGUGGGACAGGAUCAUGGGCAUCUGCGUGUCUUCCAAGUACAAGUUCUCCAACGAUGACGACGUGGACGACACGUACACGGAGAAGGGGCGGCUGCUGGUGGCGCGGGAGCGGGAGGCGGUCAGCAAGGGCUUCGCGCUGGGCCAGGUGCUCACGUCCGCCUUCUUCGAUCUGGACUUCCCGGACAUUGUGGGGGGGCCGCGAAGCCGCCUGCACCAGCAGAAGAAGGGCUUCCUGGGGCUCUUUGGCGGCAACAAACGAGCCAGCCAGGCGCCUCCGCCGCUGCCGCCGCCGCAGCGACCUUCGGGGGCCACUGCCGCCGCUCCCGCUGCGGGCGGCUCCUCGGCGGCUGCGGGCGGCUCCUCGGCGUCGCGCUUCAAGUCGGCUACCGCGGCAGCGGCGGCGGCGCGCUGGCUGGGUCGUGGGACUGGGCUGCCAGACGGUGGAGGCGAGGGGGGCGGUGCUGGCGGCGGCGGGGGGUUGAUGCCCUCGGCGGCGGCGGCGGCCGGACUCGACACGUCGUCGGCCAAGGCGUCGUUGCUGGCAUCUAGGUACGACAAGAGCCCAACUGUGGAGUACGCCACCCCAACUCGUGGCGGGGGUGGCAGCAAGUCGUCAGGCCUCGACGGCAUCUUUGCCGACCUUUCCCCGGGCGCAGGGGCUGCGGCCGGCAGCAGCGGCGGCGCCGGUCUGGGCGGCCGCGGCGGCAUGGGUGGCGGAGCGGUCGGAAGCAACAGCAGGAUUGGUGGCGGGGGCGGCGGUGUUGGCGGCGACUCGGGUGUUCUUCCCACGCAUUCGGAAAAGGACUCGUUGUUAGGCGGUUUCUGGCGCAGCUAAAAAUUGGUUGCCGCAUGCAGACGUGGUUAGUUGCGCGAUUACUAGCGUUUGACAAGCUAAACGUUACGUGUAUCGGGAACGACAGCAUCGCUGGGUUAUGGUGCUUGGCGCGGUUGUCUUUGAUUGGGAGGUAGUCUUGCUUGGAAGGGAGGAUGAGGAGGGCGAGAAGCAGGGAGGGGUUUAGGAUCUACCGGUGGCAGGAGAGGAGUAUUGCUCGAAAGUGGUAUGUGCAUGGUUGAGAGUCUUCUAGGGGUUAGGGUCCUCGGAGAAGCGAGUGUGUUCAGACAUCCGGGGUGUGUGUGCCGCACAUGAUACGUUUCUUGCAGGGACGUACAUGACCACCUGUCAAGAUCUGGAACGGCCUGAGAACACGUGUUACGGGGUUAUGCCCUGACGCUUGAUGAUGGUGUGGUGGUUGAUUGCGACAUGUGGAGAGGGGCUGGGCGGGAGGCUGAGGUGGUAAUGAGGAAACAGCUAACUGACAACAGGGGUGGUGGGCCGCAGGUGCGGUAGCGCGCGUGGGGAGCAGCCCAUGGGCGUUUCAUCAACCUCCUUCCCAACGAGGAGUGAGGGACAGACAGCACACUCGGGGCGUUGCGUGUGUUUGCCGCCGACAUGUAACAGUGUCAAAGUGGACUGUUUCACACGGCCCAUCUGGGUUUUCCUACCGCAUAAGAUUCUUAUUAAG